Durusdinium trenchii is the source of this 1023-nucleotide messenger RNA. The record is from the annotation of a GenBank genome assembly. NCBI's taxonomy places the organism in Eukaryota, Dinophyceae, Suessiales, Symbiodiniaceae.
AUGCACUUUUUUGUGCAGCAGUUUUUUGGCUUAAUAAGGGAAAGGUCAAGUCAACAGCUUACAUUCAUAAAUUGCAAAACACAUCAACUAGCAUCAGCUGGCUAUUGGUGCGUUGGAGGGUGGAUGGCCGUCUCACGCAGGGUCAUGAAGGCCAAGAAGGCCGUUGUCAAGAGGCAAAAAGGCGGAAUGUCCCACGGGAUCAAGGUCAGCCAGGCAGUUGUCAGCAAGCCCGCCAAAUCGAAGAGAAAGAACGUCACGCGGUCGCCCUUCCAUGGCUUUGGGCAGCCGGGAGCCAAAGAGGUGAGACAGCUACAUAGGCUCUUGGCGAAGCAGUUUGGAGAACGACGACCAGGCAAAAGCAAGAGACAGAUUCUGGACACCGUGGUGGGCACCAUCUUGUCACAGAACACCACAAAUACCAACUCGCACCGGGCCUUCAGCGAGCUCAAAAAGCGCUUCCCUAGCUGGGAUGCUGUCAGAACUGCGCGGCCUGCUGCCGUCCAGCAAGCAAUCCGUUGUGGCGGACUUGCCCCAAAGAAGACCAGAUGGAUCCAAACCAUGUUGAAGACUCUUCACAAGGAACGUGGCAAGACUUCCAUGGAGUUUCUUCGCAAGCUCGACAAGGACUCAGUGCAUGCUGAAUUGGAGCGCUUCCAGGGCGUUGGCAAAAAGACCAGCGCCAUCAUCAACCUGUUUGAUUGCAACAAUCCUGACAUGGCUGUGGAUACACACGUAUUUCGCUUCGCACUGCAACUGGGCUGGGCGCCUUCCGAGAAGCAGCGCGCCCGACACAACAAGGCCUCCAGCCAGCCAUGGCCAGCCAUCACCCGAGACACUGUUUAUGCACAUCUAGAUGCGAAUUUCCCAGACAACUUGAAGUACUCUAUGCACCUCAUCCUCACUGAUACCGAGGGUGGUUUGCCUGUGGUUUGCGGCGCGCGCAAUCAGUUGCACUUUGAUGGACGGGCCAUCACUGUGGAUGGCAAGCCGUUGAAGGAGGUUGUGACAGCAAGUGACCUUUAA